This is a messenger RNA of Microthlaspi erraticum, 1074 nucleotides long. The record is from the annotation of a GenBank genome assembly. NCBI's taxonomy places the organism in Eukaryota, Viridiplantae, Streptophyta, Magnoliopsida, Brassicales, Brassicaceae.
AUGCACACCAGAUCCAAAGGACGAGACAACCUCCUAAGUACAAGCGAUCUUGACAAAGCAGAGCAAAACAAACGGUCACGCAGAGUUACUUCGCGAACCAGAAGACAAGAGGUUCCGGACAUGGCAGCCCAACCCCAACAGGAAGGAUUCCCACCCGGACCGGAACAACAAGGUGGUCAGCGAAACAACCCACCUCUGCGACCUCACCGUCAAAUAGGUGCCGGCGAUGCACCUAACACUCACGAAAACCGUCAAGGCAUAGCCCCGCCGAAUGUGCACAACAACUUCGAAAUCAAACCGCACAUUCUGCAUCAAGUCCAACAAAAGAUCUAUCACGGUCUACCUGAGGAAGACCCGUUGGACCAUCUUGACGAGUUUGACAGAGCAUGUGAUUUGAUCACACAGAAUGGGGUAAGCGAAGACGCAACCAAACUUCGUUUAUUCCCAUUCUCACUUGAUGGCAAAGCUCGCCAAUGGGAAAAGACGAUACCUCGAGGGUCCAUCACAAGCUGGGAUCAGUGCAAGAAAGCCUUCUUGGCUAAGUUCUUCUCCUCAGUCAGAACUGCAAGCUUCAGAACCAACAUCUCAAGCUUCGCACAAAAGCACGGCGAGAGUUUCACAGACGCCUGGGAACGCUUCAAAGGAUAUCAGUCGAAGUGCCCACACCACGGUUUCUCUCAAGAGUCACUCUUAAGCACUCUAUACCGUGGUGUACUGCCUCGCUUCAGGCAGAUGCUUGACACAGCAAGCCAAGGCAACUUCUUGGCCAGAGACGUCGACGACGGUCUGUUUUUGGUGGAAAACAUGGCAAUGAGCAAUGGUACAUACGGCGAAGAUCAUGACCGCACAAACAGAGGAUCCGUCGAAGCAGAGGAAAAGCACAAGAAGGAACUGAAAGUGCUGAACGACAAGCUUGACAAACUGCUUAUAGUCCAGCAAAAACAGUCGGUACACAUGCUGGAGGAACGUGAUGACGAUCAAGAGGAGGAGUUUACACUGAGGACGUCAACUACAUUCAUAGCCAGGGUUACUACAAGAACAACCCCAAUAUGUCCUAUCGAAGCACGAAUGUAG